Coccinella septempunctata (seven-spotted ladybird) is the source of this 2386-nucleotide messenger RNA. RefSeq names its product steroidogenic acute regulatory protein-like (gene Start1). Lineage: Eukaryota; Metazoa; Arthropoda; Insecta; Coleoptera; Coccinellidae. Bases 308 to 1729 code for a protein of 473 amino acids. Gene Ontology annotation, molecular function: lipid binding. The transcript has 9 exons. The record is from RefSeq and is a predicted model, not a curated record.
UCCUAUUUCCAGUCAUCUGUCAUCAACAUAUCAAUGUCAAAAUAUCAACAAAAUAAUGAAUGAAAAAAAAUUCAAGUUACAACAAAAUACAGAUAUAUAAUUUUAAUUGAGUCGGAUAUAAAUGGUAUAAUUGAGUCGGAUGCUCUUUCAAUCUGCACUUCUGCACAUGAUGAUUGGCUAGUCGUCAUUUCGAAUGAUAUGAAACCCAUUUUAUAAAUAUUUGAAUUUGUAUCCAAGGAGUUGGCCGAACAAACAAAAAAUAAAAAGCCUUAUUGUAUAGUUUAUUUUCUUAGUAAUCUUAGCUGAAAUGACAACACGACCUCAAUUCGUUGAGAAUGAAGGAAGCUAUUAUUAUUAUAGUACUCCAAUAAACCCUACACCUGCUAUAGAUUUAGCUCAUUCUGUGAGUGUGAAUACAGUGCCAUCACUACAACAUGAAUAUUUGCUUAGUGAUGCAUUGUGUAGGGGUUAUAGAUUUGAAGGAAAAAUAUCUAGUGUGCGGAGGUUUUUUUGUUUAUUUGCAACAUUUGAUGUUCUCUUUAUUGGACUUAUGUGGUUGAUAUGUGCCAUGCUACAAGGGGAGAACAUUUGGCAGGCCUUGGACUCCCAAAUAAAUCAUUACAACAUAAAAACCUCCUUUUUUGAUAUACUCUUUCUAGCAAUCUGUCGAUUCAUUUUACUUGGGUUCUUUUAUGGUAUUCUGCAAAUAAACCAUUGGAUAAUAAUUUUUGUUACAACAGCUGCUACUAGUGCAUUCUGCAUUGUUAAGGUUUUUUUUUACAAUUGGCAACAAACACCUCAACCUGUAUUUGAAGUUCUUUCAAUAUUAGUAUCAUUCAUACUAGCAUGGGGAGAAGCUUGGUUUUUUGAUUAUAGAGUGAUUCCACAGGAGUCUUACGCUAAUCAGAUAAUUGUUAAUACAACCAAUGAGAGAUCACCUUUAAUUCAACAUUAUCUGAGAGGGGCUGCACCUUCCAGGUACACAGAGAGUAUUGAAAACUUCCAUUCCCCAAUGAAUACUCCAGAGGGAUCACUGUAUAGGUUUGGCCUAGAGGAUAACCCUGUUCUAGGGAGGUUUCUACCAUCUGUUCUAACUAGGAAUGAGAUGAGUCAAUAUGAAAUAGCCGCUAGGGAUUUGAUGGAAGAGUCGAAGGAGAUGCUACGAUCUGAAAGAUGGACAGCGGAAAGAGAAACGGACGAUAUAGUUGCUUAUUCCAUGUGUUUACCAAGUGGUCAUACCAUUUUCAAAAUUUCAGCCAUUUUUAACACUAGCCCUAGAAAUAUGCUCACCGAAUUGUAUCAUGAAGUAGAAAAUAUUCCUAAUUGGAAUCCCGCCUUAUUAGAAGCCCAAAGGAUACAGAUAAUCGAUGAUCAAACUGAUAUAAUAUAUCAGUUAGCUGCUGCAGGUGCAGGAGGUUUAGUUUCAAGCAGAGAUUUUGUUAGUUUGAGACGUUGGGUGCAAUUAGAUGAAUCUUUUUUGUUAGCUACCAAAUAUACACAACAUCCAAACGUGCCUAAAACAAGUAAAUAUGUCAGGGGUGAAAAUGUUUCCUGUUUCUUACUAGAGCAAGGAGAAAAUCAGAACCAAUGUAGAAAAACUUUCAUAUUAAAUACAAACUUGAAAGGUUGGAUACCUCAGACCGUUGUUAAUUUAGCUCUUGUUGAUACACUUUUCAGCUACAUGAAAUGCCUGAAAAUGCAUAUACUGAAAAAAUAUCCAUCAGAGUGAAGAGAAAUAACAAGAGAUAAUAUUAUUGUGAUAUAAUACUGAAGCUGUUUUGAAUUUGAAUUUUUUAUAUUGUUUUGUAUUCUGACAAAUUUAACUUUAAAAUAGUUUCUUACAUGAAAAGAAUCAAACAUGGUAAGAAGAUGUACUAAGUUGGGAACGAUAUUGCUGUCGUAUCACAACAUAAUUAUGGAUCAACAGAAGAAGUAUUUACUAAGAUGUAUUAUACGGAGAGCAUAUGUAUUGUUAGAAAAAUGAUGGAUAUUUCAACAAAUAAUUAGUUGAAUUGGGUUGUUGGUGAACUUUUGUGACAUAUCUCAUUUUAGAAAGAGGCUUUGAUUUGAGUAUCCUUAUCUAGAUUUUUUGUCAUCAGGAAGAUCUUGAUGAUAUUGAAUAGCUAUUUGAUUAAUCAUCCUUCGAAUAUGAUUAACAUUCUAUAGCUACAAUUAUUAUUGAACAGUAAAUGAUCUCAAACUGAUUUGGGAAAUGUAUUAAUGUAUGUGAAUUGAAUAACCAUUUCAAUUGUUCGAAUUCAUCGCUCUCGAUACUUAUAUAAAAUCUGAUAUGAAAUGUAUUUCUAUUUUUAUACGUCGCAACCAUUUUUUUGUAAUAAUUUAAUUUGUACAAAUUAGCAUUUAAAUAUACUUAUAUUUUGAUUAA